ACACAGACAUCAGGAGUGACAGGAGUAUUUGUGACCUGACCACCCAGCUCGCUAUUUUACAAAGUUCGCUCUCCCAGCUGACAACUUUUCUCUGUUUCACCACCUUUACAACAUCAUUUUGAAUUAAAAACAGGUUGUAGACAGUCAUUGCUCGUGGAGACGAUGGCAGGAAACAAGAACCAAAUGGUACAAUUGCUGCUGUGGAUGACCAUCGCCUUUUGUUGGAUGACAGAAGGAUUGAGGUGCAAUUGUGUGAGAAAAAGUAAUGUAGGCUACUGCUAUAAUGAUGUCGUGUUUCAAGGAAGACUUGUAGCCAGACAUCUGGAGGACGCCCACAUUACGGGAAAUUGGAAAUUCGAUUUUGAAGUCGACAGAAUCUUCUGGACAAACAACAAUUUUGCUGGAAGGAGACUUGUUCUGACUACUCCAAACAGCACCGCCCUUUGUGGAGUAAACUUUGAAGUAAACUUACUUUACCUCGUUGCUGCUAACCAGAGGGAUGGACAGCUAUACACUAUUUCGUGCUUGGGAAACGUUGCUUGGAAAUAUCUUGAUAAAAACCGGAAGAUGUUUUUCACAAACCAACUACAAAAAUUGUGUGCUUCCAACGAACCUCUGAAAUAAACUUACUUCUUUCUCGUGGUGACAAAAACACAAUUUCGAAAACACACUAUACCAUGUUUUGUUAAUCGCAACAAUGAAGAACAGACGUUAAACAGAUUAAAUUUUAAGUUCCACAUCAAAUCAAACCAGUUUUAAAGUCCUAUUUGAGUGGGUUAUAAUUACAGAUAAAGCUAUACACAUUUUGAUUACCUGUAAUUUUAGCAUACGUACGCAAAAUACUCAAAUUCAAACUUUUUAAAUUAAAUUUAAAAACCUUUAACACUUUUCUCUAAAGUUUUAACCAUUUCAGCAGUUGAGAUGUGAAAGAUAUACUUAUGAAAUAUUCUCAACUAAAAGGUAUUGAUAUAUAUUUGGACAUCUGAUAGGUUGUUAGAAACCUGUUACAUUUCCCAAACGUGCAAACGUUCUCUACCCGAAAGACUUGAUGUGUAAAGGGCGAUAAACGUGCUCACAGUGGUGUUACUCGCUUACCUCCCCUACCCUCUCCUCGCUCUGUAUCUCUUGGUGUGUCUACACUUACUAGGUUGUCUAAGUUUGCUAUUCGUAAUAAAGGAUCGUUCCAAUUUA
Molecule: messenger RNA, 1191 nt
Organism: Pomacea canaliculata
Lineage: Eukaryota; Metazoa; Mollusca; Gastropoda; Architaenioglossa; Ampullariidae
Exons: 4
Coding region: 163-624 (153 amino acids)
Molecular function (GO): metalloendopeptidase inhibitor activity
Source: RefSeq, a predicted model, not a curated record